This is a messenger RNA of Penicillium chermesinum, 693 nucleotides long. RefSeq lists its product as uncharacterized. The transcript is spliced from 2 exons. Lineage: Eukaryota; Fungi; Ascomycota; Eurotiomycetes; Eurotiales; Aspergillaceae. The record is from RefSeq and is a predicted model, not a curated record. The coding region runs from base 1 to 693 and encodes 230 amino acids.
AUGCACGCAUCGGCCUUGUCAGAUGAUCUUGCUUUCGUUGUCGUGGUGGAAACAUCUUGCUCGCUGAUAUUCGACAUUCUUCCACCCCUUCUGGCUUCUGGUCUUUGCAUCGUCACCCUUCCUAAUACCAAAUUGCACUCAGAAGCCCAGAUGGCUGCUCGUUCAAGUCCAAACGAAGGUUCAAAGCGACUUUCGAAUGAAAUCCUUUGUGCAGCGGCCGAGGGGUUCUUGAGGGCCUACGGUUCCUGGUGUUUAGAGUCGUUGGAUGUGGAAAAUAUCAAGCACCUGGAUGCUUGUCAGAGUGCUCAAGAAGGAUGUCAUAAAGGGGGCCCAGACUCCAUCGUCCAAAGCGAACUUCUUGCCAGUCAAGUCGCCAUAAUUGCACGGCAACAGCCCCGUGAGAACCUUGCGCUACUAGCUCACAUUGCGUGGUAUUAUGACGGGCGAUAUGGCCUCCCAGAGGGAAAAUUCGACCGAACGUUCGAAGUAGAAUCUUUAAACCAGCUCUAUGGACUAUUCAAAAAGUUUCACUCAUGCCGCAAUCUACCACAGACACUGCUUGAGUAUAUACUGCAGAAGCGCGAGGUUGAAGAAUGGGCCACAUCGGUGGCGCCGGAAAAGUUCAAGAGGAUAACUGCGGAUGUCAUGCUAUCGCUCCGAGAAUCUCUAAUUACUGCCUUGAAACUUUACUGA